CAGCGCGACUCCUCAGUAUUGUCUCGAUCAACAAGGAGUAAAAAGCAGAUUAUUUACGUCUCUUCCGGAAGUCGACCUCACUCAUUUGUCAAUCUUUACUGACAGCGGAUGCUUAGGAAUUUUCCUGCCUUGAGGUUGGCGGUAGAAGCAAGAAAGUAAUAUUUGUCCCGGGAAGGAAAUAUCCGAGCCCAGCCAAGUCACGUUCUGCUGUAUAUCAAAGUUCAGCAUCUUUCUUCAGAGAAGCGAUGAACCUCGACCCGGGAAUCGUGUGUUACCAGCACUGCGAGGGGCGUCUCUUUAGCUUCAGUCUCCCUUCCUCAUGCUACCUGUGCGGCGCUGACCUGACCGUUGAACCCCUGACCUGUCCGCCCUUCAGGUUGCCGUAUCCUUUCGUGCGCGCCUCCCAAGCGCCUUGCUCCAUCGUCAUCAAGCCCACUGACUACAGGAGCAGCAACGACCUUCACAUUGGUGUGACGGACAGCGAGGGCCGUGUGUUCGAGUACGACCACGAGGGCCUGCACUCCGACUACACCUCCUCGUGGACACAGAGCCUCGCCGUGUCGGUCAUAAGCGACCCUGGCACCGGGCGCCUUGACCCCGUGUGGCUCGAGUACUGGGAUUUCACCCUGCACACGAUGGCUCAGGAUCCCACCUGGGCUGAAGACAGAUACGACGAGACGUCCUUCAACUGCUACUCCUUCGUGCUCGAGUUCCUGAAGAAGCUAGGUCCUCCUGGCAUCAAGACGAAAGGCCUCAGCAAGACGUCCCUUUGCGAGCAGCUCCUCGUCCCUCACACCACCGCCGCCGCCAAGUACAUCUCCCUCUAUCGGAAGCUGCGGUCCCAGACUGUGGUGGCCGUCCCGCUGAUGAAGCAGUGAGGAGAAAACAGAUGAAGAAAAGAUAUUCUUCAUAGGUUGACGCUGAAGGUGCUGCGAAACCACACUUUAUGAGAUAAAAGACAGAUUUUAUUUAUAACGAUAGGGUGCUUCAUGUUUUCCAUGCUGGGACUACGUGAUUUUCAGUUGCCAGGUUAGGGUUAUAUGUCGUAAAUAUUGCAUUUGUGUUUAGGAGUCUUCCAUGUUAUAGAAUUGGACGCAUUUCCUUUAUCGUAAGACAUUAUAUUGUUCUCUCUUCUCGUUUCGCUCUUUCUUACUUUCUUGAUACAAUUCUUCCACUUUAUAAUGCCCUUCAUACUUUUGACAGUUUGAAUAUAGUAUAUUUUUAUAUAAAAUUAACAUGCAAUAAAAAGUACUUGAG
Molecule: messenger RNA, 1257 nt
Organism: Penaeus vannamei (Pacific white shrimp)
Lineage: Eukaryota; Metazoa; Arthropoda; Malacostraca; Decapoda; Penaeidae
Source: RefSeq, a predicted model, not a curated record